This is a messenger RNA of Paramecium pentaurelia, 10745 nucleotides long. The record is from the annotation of a GenBank genome assembly. Lineage: Eukaryota; Ciliophora; Oligohymenophorea; Peniculida; Parameciidae.
AUGCGCGAACAUGUUUUGAUUAUUGUUUUAAUAAUUUCUUGUUGCUAGGCUGGAAAUAUUUGUAGCUUAUACCCAUUUAACCCUAUAUAAUGCAUUCAAUAAACCUUAGAUUCAUUUUGUAAAUUAAGUCUUUAAUCAAGGUUAAUAUAAUUAUUUAGAAACAAAAUGCAUUGAAUUCUAUUAAACUGAUUAUGGAUGUAUUAACAAUUUGAACAGAAAAGCUUGCAUUGCACAAUAAAUAGAUAAAUAAAAUAAUGAAGUUAGAUGUAUAAUUUUAAAAAUAUAGCUUAGGUUUAUUUUAAAAUAAAUGUAUGUAAACAACAAACUUACAUUUAAUGACUUUAGGAUGUAAUCCUAAUUUCUCUAAAUUCUCAUGUCUUAAUGUUAUUAAUUAAGAUUGUAUAUGGUAAGGAGAAUGUAAGUAAUAUGAAACCCAAAAUUAUGACUAAAACAUUGAGGAGGCCAGCUGUGAAUCAUAUUAUAAUUAACCUGUAACUCCUUAAAUGUGUGCAAAAAUAUAAAAAUUAAGAUGUAAAUUAAAAAAUAAACUAGGUUUUCAUGGAGGAAUAAAAUAUGAUUAUAAAUGUAUAACAUUAUUAGAAGAACAACUUUCAGAAAUUAAAUGCUCUCAAAAAGGCUUAAAUAAAAGUGGAUGCCUUUCUAUCACCACUAAGGAUUAAAAUUGUAAUCAUAAAUAUUUAUUUUAGGUAUUUUUAAAGAUAAUCAGUGUUAAUUUAUAGAUAUAUAUUAAUUAGAUUCUUGUGAUUAUAUUAUAAAUAAGCAAACUUGUUUAUCUUCUAAAAUAAAUAAAUUAUAAUGUGAAUGGACUAUUGAAGGUUGUAGAAUAUUUUAAAAUAAAAAUUAUCAAUGCAAUUAAAUAACUGAUGUUAAUUAUUUUGUAUGUGAAAACUAUGAUGGUAUAUGUUCAUAUAAUAUUGAAACUUAAAGUUGUUAAGAUUUAACUCCAUCAUAAUUAAAUAAUCUAUCUUGUUCUACAAUAGGAUUAAGUAGAUAAGCAUGUUUAUUAAUAAAAAAUAAUAAUUGCACUUUUUAUAGAGGCUUUUGUGAGAGUUUAUCAGAAGAAGAUUUAAAGAUAUUUAAUUGUGAUAUGUUAUUAAAUGAAGAUGCUUGUACUAAUAUAAAAACAUAAUUUUAAUAUUGUUAAUGGAAUGGUAUGUAAUGUGAAAGAGUAUUUGUAAAUUAAUCUUUGACUUGUGAUGUUAACAAUAAUAAGAAUUUUAAAUAUAAUGGACUCUUUUGUCAAAAUAUAUCAAAUAAAGAAGCAGCUUGUAAAUAUGAUAAUAUUUUGAAACAAUGUGUUCCAAGUUCUCCAGAUGACUUUUGUGAUACAUCUUAUCUAAAUUUUCUAGGUUGUUUAAAUAUAAAAAGAUAUAAUUAGACAUGUUAAUGGACAAUCAAUGGAUGCAGAUUUAUUCAAAUUUUGCCAUUCUAAACAACUUGUGAAAGCUUAGGCCAUGCCAAUCCUAAUGCCUGUUCUCAAGUAAUAGAAAGCCUGUAAGAAGGUUGUUAUUAUGAAAAAAUAUAUCAAAAAUGUUAAAAUGUAGAUUAAUUAUAAAAUUAAGGUUAAUUAUUAAAUUCAUUAGAUUGUGAAAACAAAUAAUUAGGAUUAAAUAGAAUACUUUGUGCUAGUAUAAUUAAACCAUAGACAGCUUGUAGAUGGCAUUUAAAUGAAUGUGUUAAGAUUUUCAGUUAAAAAGAAAUUUCAGAUGUGUCUUGUUAAGAAUUAAUAUAUUCAAAUUCUCAGAGUUGUGCUAUGAUCUCAUUUAAAUUAGAACCUUGUAGAUUUGAAAGUGCCGCUAAGGGGUGCAUUAACUCUGUUAAAAAAAUUAUGAAAUGUGAUACAUUAGGUUUAAAUGCAUUUGCUUGUGCAUAAUUAGAAGAUUAAUGUUACUUUAAUCAGGAUUAAUUAGAAUGCCAGCUCUUGUAAUCUUAAAAUUCGUCUUCAAAUUCUUCUUAAACACCUGAUUCUUAUAAUGAUCAAUCAUUAUAUAGCAGUUUGAACAAUUUAUCAUGUAUUCAAAGUUCUCCUACAUAAAAGAUAUGCAAAUUAAUAUCAAAACCAGGAUAAUUAUGUUAAUGGAAAGAAACACUAGAUAAAUGUGGAGUAGUCAUUGUGAGUAUAAAUUAAAAAUGCACAGAAUUUAAAAAUGUUAAUAGUAACGUUUGUGCAGCUGUAGUAACAGAAAAUCCAGAUUUUAUACCUAAUAAUGAAAUAAAAAAAGUUGGAUAUUGUAAAUUCGAUCCAGCCAAUAGUAUUUGUGUUGUUUUAGAGGGAAAUGAACUUUGUGAAACUAAUUGUUGUACUGAGAGUAAAUUUAAUGGAAUUAAUUAACAUUCUUGUAGUUUUCUAACAAGAAAAUCUAAUUCAUAUUGUUACUUUGAUGUUAAUAGAUGUAAAGAAUUGACAUCAAAUAUGGUUGAUAUCACAGAUGAAAAAGCAGUUAAACAAUUUUUUAAUGCUAAUGAAGUAAAUGGAUUCAUAUGUUCAUAGAUGGGUAAAAGAUCAUGUCAUAUGAUUGAAUGGUCAACUUCAUAAAGAUGUUAUUUUAAUGGAAAUUCAUGUAUUAAUAUCAAUUUUGAGAAUUAUAACAAUUUUAAAAUAUUUACGGAAGAACCUUCAAUUUUAAAUCGUUAUGCUUGUUUGGCAAUUGAAGCAUCCUUAACAAUUUAUAAUAGCGAAAAAUAUUUUGAAUAUGAUCAUGAGAAUCAUCGUUGUAUUAGUAAAGAGUAUUUAAGUUCACCUCCUUAUUAUGCACGUUGUGAAGAUGUUUAAGGAAAUUCUAAUAUAUGCUUAAGAUUUACAGAAAAUAAUAAUUGUAGAUGGGAUAAAAAAUUAUUAAAAUGUGUAACAAUGUCAUAAGCUGAAUUUGAAGAUAUAACAACUUGUGAUUAAAAUUAAAAUAUUAGAGCAUGUAGAGAAAAUAUUCAUGCUCCUUGUUUCUUUUCAUUUGAUUUAGACAAAUGUAUAACUGCUUAUACUAAUGUACCAUUUAAUUACUUUGAUUUUAAAGGAUUGGUAUCAUAAAAAGCAUGUUCAAAAAUUGAAUUCACAAAAAAUUUAUGUGAAUGGUAAAAUUAUAAAUGCAUAUAAUCAAAUAAAAGUUCAACAGAAUGUGAUGUAACUGGAGCAAAUAAAUAUACAUGCUUUAAAAAUACAUCAGGAAAAUGUAGAUGGAGUAAGGAAACAUCAACAUGUUAUCAGAUUGCAACAAUAAAAUAAAUAGGAGAAUUAGGAUGCUUAGAUAAUUUAAAUUCAGUUCUAUGUAGAUUAGUAACAAAGGAACCAUGUAUGUGGGAUGAUUCAAUAUAUGAAUGUGUUAGGUUUAAAUAAAUUCAUCAUACGGAUUUCAUAUCUUUAGAUAAAUAAAAUUUCUAUAAUGCAUUAGCUUGUUUAUAAAUAACAGGAGCAGGAUAUAUAUAUGAUGAAAAAAAUAAUAAAUGCACAUUAAUUGACAAUUCAAACAAUCGAAUGAAAUGUUAAUAAAUGAUAAAUUAAUAUGCUUGUUUAUAUUUAACAAGAGGAUUUAAUUGUGUAUAUGAUACAACUAAAAUGCCUCCAUGCUAAUUAUUCACUGAUGAUUAAUCAGAAUGUACAACAUAUAAUCUAAUAAAUAUAUAAGUUUGCAUGGAUAUUUCUAAAUUAUGUUACUUCUCAAAAUCAAAAUUGUAAUGUUUAGUUGCAGAUAUUCCUUAAUCAUCAACUUGUUCCUAAUUGGGUGAUUAGGUAAAUAAUGGAAUUCAUUAUAAUAAAUUAUCCUGCUCUUCUAUUGAUGAAUCAUUAACAUAAUCCUAUUCUGAAAAUUAAUGUUAUGAGGGUGACGAAAAAAAAUAAUAGUGUAGUUAUGAAUUUAAUUGCGAAUGGCAUAAUUAAUUUUAUGGAUGUAAAGUCAAAUAAUAAUUUAUAUUAUUUUUUGAUAAAGAAAAUACAAUAGAAAAGUCUGUCUUUGAAUACAGAUACAAAAUAGAUAAUUGUACAAAUUAAUGUAACAAAUACAUAACCAAACCAGAAUCAUAUUAAUAAAGUUACAAGGUAACAUUUCCAGGAACUUCAAUUUCUCUACAAUGUGGUAUUAAUAAGACAUGUGAUUAUUAAGAUAAAAUUUGUUAAACAAAUUCUGAUUGUUCAACCAUUUAUAUUAAUCCAAUUUAAAUUAAUGAUGAUGGUACAUUUAAUAAUGGUACAAAAUAGAAUUAAUUAUGCACAAAAAAAUGUUAAAAAAGCGGUGAUAUAGUCUGCAAUCCAUCAGUCUAAACUUACCCAUAAGAAAUUACCAAAGAUCCUAUAAUUCAAACAUAAUCCUGUUUAGGGAGGUGUAAUAAUUCCAAUUCUUAUUGUUCCAAAGAUUUUGAAUGUGGUUUGAACAUCAUUACUGAAUAAGAACAAAGAGGUAAUACAACUGUUCCUGUUGAAAAAGCAUAUCAAAAUAUAUGCAAAAAUUAUGAAUGUACCUAAGGGAAAUCUAACUGUUAAACUAAGAAUGAUUGUCCAGAUUAUGUUUCUAAAAGUUGGGAGUUUUAAUUAGCUCAAUGUUUUAAAAAAACUAUCUACGUAAUAGUUCCUAUUUGUAAAGGAUUCGCUUAUAUUGAAUUAAAAUGCAAAAAUACUUUCUCUAAAGCACUUUGUUUGUAUGGAGUAUUAGAAGAAUGUUUCUUUGAUAUAAAUUAAGGAGGUUGUAUUUAAUUAAAGGGAAAUGAACAUAAAGUACCUAAUUGUUCAUCAAUUUCAAGCAGAUGCAAACCUACAGAAUAAGCAUUAGAAUGUGAUCCAAAUAAACCAAUUUGUAAAAAUAGUACAGAAUGUUAACCUAAUGGUUUCUUAAAUUCUUGUCUAAAGAGUUCUAACUAAAAAGUAAUUUGUAAAGCUGGAUAAUCAAAGAUAUUCCCAGAUGAAAAUUAAUGUUUCUCUUUAUAGAGACAAAUUUAAUAAUGUGAAAAAGUAACUGUAGAUGAAAAUCUUUAAUGUGAUUAGAUGACUGGAGAUGAAUCUCCUGCUUUAUGUGCAUUAGCAAUAGAUUUCUGUCGCUUUGAGUUAGACAGAUGUGUUAGUGAUAAACCAUUAGAUUAACAAAAUUAAUGUAUUUGUGAUUCAAGUUUUAGUAAAUCACUUUGUGAAGAUUGUGGAUGCGUAUUUGAUUUUGUCGGAUAUUGCCAAUAAAAGCCACUUGUUCCCUAAUUAAAUCCUGAUGGAUCAAACAAAUAUUAUUUAUGUUAUGAAGUUAAUUAAUUAAAUAUUUUGGAAAAGGCUAUAAUUUGUACUAUGGUAGAGUAGGCUUGUAAAUUUAAAGAUAAUAAAUGUGAAGAUGCAACUCAUAGUACAUGUGAGUAAUUGAAGCAAUCAUUUACUACUAAGAAGGCAUGCACUCUUUGUUAGGGUGCUAGUACUUAUUACGAUAUUAAUAAUCAUACUUGCUAAUAUAUUCUGCUCAAAAGUGUCUCAUAAUGUUCUCUCUUAAAUAGAGAAGGUUGUUUAUAAAAGACAAAAGAUAUAAUGUGUAAAUGGGAAAAUUAUGAAUGUAAAUAAAUUGAUAAAAUAACAGCAUCAGAUAGUAGAGAGUGUUCAAUAUAUAAUAGAGAAGCUUGUAUUUAAUUUUCAUAUCAUUGUUGGUUUGAUAUAAAUAUUAGUUAUUGUACAGAAUUUGAUCCAUUGUAAGGAGAUUGUAAGUUAUUAUUAAAUAGAGAUCUAUGUAUAUAUUCAUUAAAAUAAUCAUGUUAAUGGGAUUUAAUUAAUAAUAAAUGUAUAAUAGAUAAUUAAGAAAUUACAUAAUGUAAAGGUUUAAAUAAAUUUGGAUGUUUAAAUCAAUCAAUUUUAUAAUGUGUAUGGUCUGAUAGUUAUGAAUGUGAAUAAGCUGAAUUAAAUAAUAAUGUUUAAUCAUGUGAAUCUCCAUUAAAUUAUUCAUAAACAGCAUAUAUAACAAAUUUUAGUAAAAGGGUUUGUUCUUCAAUUAAUAUUAAUUAAAGUUGUUUCUUAGAUAAUUAUUAUUAAUGUAGAAAAAUUAUUAUAACUGAUAAAAUUAAUUGUGAUAGUUAUGGAUUAAAUAGAUUUGGUUGUAUUAAUAGAUCAUUAGGAUAAUGUUAAUUUAUAGAUAAUGAUUAAAAAUGUAUAGAAAAUUUAAAUAAUUAAAUUGGAUGUAUAGAUUCAUUAAAUAAAUGGGCUUGUAUUUCUUAAAAAUAAACAUGUAAAUUUGAUAAUAAUAAAUGUACUUUUCAUUAAGUUAAUACAAUUAAUGAUAUCAUUAAUUCAAAUUCAAAAUUUGCUUAUUCAAAAACAGUUUGUAGUUCUUUAGAUUCAAAUUUAAAAAAUAGUUUAAUUUAUAGUGAAAUAUAAAAUAGAUGUAUUGAUGUAUCAAAUAGAUAACCUUUUAUUGAUAAUUGUUAUAGAUUUACAACAAAUAAGUAUUCUUGUUAAUAAAAGACAUUAUAAACAUGUGAAUAUGAUUUAAUUGAUAAUAAUUGUAUUAAAACAUCUUAAUAAACUUUAAAAACAAUUAAUAAUUGUUUUACUGAAAAAUAUUUGAAUUGGGUUUCUUGUAUUUCUUUACUUUCAAAUUGUAAAUUUAAUGGAGAAAAAUGUUUACCUAUUGAUUUAUAAAUUGAUACUUGUCAAUAUUUAUAUUAAGAAUAAUAUAUAGUAAAAGAUAAAGUUUGUGCAAUUACAAAAGAUCAAAGUUGUAAAUUAAAUGUUAAUACAAAUACAUGUGAAAUUGUAAAAAUAACUGAUAAUUUCUAAUGUUCAACUCCAGGGUUAAAUAAAAAAAGUUGUAUAUUCUAAACCAAAGGUUAUCUUUGUAGAUUUGAAAAUGAUUAAUGUAUUUUUGAUUAUGGAUAUGCAUUAUGCGAAGAUAUGAUUAAUGAAGAAAAAUGUUAUUCAAUUAGAAUUAAAGGAUAAUAUUGUAUAUUUGAUUAAAUAAAAGGUUGUUAGUAAAUUGAUAAUACUUUAAUAGAUUUAAAUAAAUGUAUUCAUUCAUUUAAAACUAAUCCUAUUACUUGUUCAAGAAGUACAGACAUAGCUUGUUUUUAUGAUAUUGAGACAAAAAAGUGUAUUGUGUACAAAAAUCCUGAAGAUAAAAAUUAAACAAUUAAUUAGAAUUAUUUCAUUUAGAACCUAAACUCAUUUAAUUUAUUAGCUUGCUCUCUUAAUAAUAUUGUUAAAUCUGAUUAAAUAAAUACUUAUGGUCAAUUGAAAACUAAAUGGAUAGGUGAAUGCAUAGAAACAUUAAUCUCAGAAGCUACUACAUUAAAAUGCAAUGAUAAAUUAAAUGAGCCUGCAUGUUUAUCAAUAUAGACUCCUUUUUAAUAUUGCAUAUUUUUAGAAAAUUAAUGUUAAUUUUAAGAUCCUUAAAAUUUUAAAUCAUCUUUUUGCAAUACUAUUUAGAAAGUAAAUUCAGGAAUCUUUUGUUAGAUAAAUGAAACUCAAGCCUGCCGUUUUAAUAAUUAAAUGAAAUCAUGCGAAAUUGUUACAUCAUCUACAUCUGUCCAAUGCGUUGAUACUAAACCAGAAUUUAUUGGUUAUAAUAAAAGAGCAUGCGAUUUAAAACCUUAAGAGUGUACUUUUUCAAAUGGGUGUUAUUAAUUAAAAGCAACAUAGAAUAUUAAAUUUUGUAAUGAAUUUUCUGUCGAUGAAUGUAAUAAAGCUAUGAGAGAAGGAUGCAAAAUAGAUUAAAAUAAAUGUUUAUCUAUAAAGUCAAAUGAAUAUUCUCAAUUAGAAUGUAGUUAAGUUGCGAAUCUUAUUGGAUGCUAUAAUAUCACUACAGAAAAACAAUAUUGUCAAUAUAAUGAAUUAAAUAAGAGUUGUUAGUUAAUUAAAUUAGAUAAAACGUCAGGCUUUUGUAAAAGUUUCUCUGCAAUUAAUAGUUAAGUUCCUUGUGAAAAUACUAAUGAUAUACCUUGCAAAUACAAUCCAUUAGAGCAUAAAUGUGAGAAUGCCUAAGGAGAGAUAGAAUUCUAAUGCAUAAGAGGUUUAAAUUAAAUUGCUUGUUUGACUCUUACUUAAUAAUCUUUAUAAUGUCAAUUCUAUAAUUACUGUUAUGGACCGAAUUAUAAUAUUCUUAAUUGUGACCCUACAAAAAUUAAAGAUUGUUGUUAAUUAGCAAUUACAAUUGAAAGUUGUUUAUUUUAGGAUUAGUUUUAAUGUUAAUGGUUGAAUGAAGAAUGUAAAUAAUAUUCAGAAUAAAAUUAAAAAUGUUUAUCUCUAAUAUAUGUUUCAAGAAAAGUGUGUUAUAAUAUUAAGGAUUCUUUUUGUAUUUUCAAUUUGGAUAAAUUAGGAUGUAUAGACAUAGAACCAGAUAAUUGUGAAUAAGUCUAAACAAAAGAAUAAUGUAUUUAAUUUAUUAAUUUGCCAUGCUAUUGGGAUUUUAUCAAAGACUAAUGUUUAUAAAAAUUAAUGAAUCCAAACGAUGGAUGUUAAGAUAUUUAAGACUAAUGGGGUAGUGAAAGAUCAUGCUUGGAUGUUGAAAAAUAAGGUGAAAUGUGUAUAUUUUAAAAUAAAUGUUCUGCUUAUUUGCAAUCGAAAGACAUAGGUUGCUCAUAAAAAUUAAAUAAAUAAUCUUGUUUAUAAUAAGUAUUAAAUGAAUGCAUUUGGGAUUAAAAAUAAAAAUAAAUCUGUCUUGAAUUCAAUAAGCAAUCCAAUUAAUAAUGUGACUCUAAUCUUAGUUAUCUUGCUUGUUUGAGUGUUAGAACAUCUAAUACAUUUUGUUAAUGGAAAGACAAGGAAUGCAAAAAUGUUGAAAAUAAUUAGAUUAUUUCUUUAUCAUCUUUUUCAUAAGUAAACUGUAAUACAUGUAGAUUAAUAAAUGAUGUUUCUAGUGUAAUAUGUGAUACUUAGAAUUUUAAAUGCUUAAAAGUACAUAAUCUAAGGAAUCUUACUUGUGAUGUUAUUGGAAUGAAUAAAUAAGCUUGUUUAAAUAUAAAAGAUUAUCCUUGUAAAUGGGAUGAUAUAAACAAAAUAUGUUUAAAAUAUGAAUCAUCAGAUAUUAGUUGUUAAAUCAAAAAUACUAAUCCUUUAACAUGUUCAAUAAUAAAUUUAUCUUUACCUUGUGGAUCAAAAGGAAGUAAUUGUGAUUAUGUUGAUAUAACAAAGAUUUCUUGUGAUUAUCCAGGAUUAAAUGAAUAUGGAUGUCUAUAAAUUACAAAUUAUCCUUGUGGAUGGGUUUAUGAUAAUUUUAUAUAAUAAUACUAAUGCAAAUUAAUCAAAAAUUUUGAUGCAUGUUUAGGAUAUAAUCAUUAGGUUAAUGCAUUGGUAUGUACUUAAAUUAUGGAUGUUCCUUGCUUUUAUAAUUCUAGUAUUAGAAAUUGUAUUGUAUUUAAAGUAUCAGAAGACAAUCGUUGUAAUUAAUUAGGAAUUAAUAGUAUUGGAUGUUCAAAUAUUGAUGAUUGUGUUUAUAUAAACGGAAGAUGUGAGAAAUAUGAUAAAAAAAUGAAUUUAAAAUGUGAAGAUGCUCUAUUUUCAAAUGAUAAAGUUUGUUCAUAAAUAGAAACGGAUAGAUGUAAAUAUAACAUUUUAGGAAAUGGUUGUAUACCAUCAGAAUUAUAAGAUAUCUGCUCAACCAAAUAGAUCAAUGAAAUUGGGUGCAAUGAUUUGAUAGAUUGUUAAUGGAAUUAUUCUAAAUGCUAAUGUAAGGCUUUGCGAAAUAAGUAUCCAGACUGCCCUUCUGUCACUGAAUCGAUAAAAUGUUAAAAUUUAAAUUAUUGCUAUAUUGCUACUUCUAAUCCUUAAUAUGCUGAUGAGAUUAAUUAAUAGUUAAUAGAUUAAAAUUUAAUAAAGUGCUUAAAAAAGACAUGCGAUUUUUAUUCAAUAGAUUAAUGUGAUGGUUAAAUAAUAGAUACUGAUAUUUGUUAUUUAACCUCUAAUAAAGAGUGUAAAUUAGCAAAAACAUGUGAUGAAAUAGUGGAUCCGUAUAAUGAUUGUUCCAAUUAUAAUCUAAAAAAUUAAUACUGUUUCAGAAAGUUAGAUAGUAAGAAUUGUUUUGCUUCACCAGAUUGUUAAACUUUAGAUUUUAUUAAAUGUUAAUAAUAUCCAGAAGAUUGUAUUUUUGAGUCAACAUGUAAAACUAUAGAAUGUUAAUAUUUUAAUACAUAAAGGAAAUGUGAAGAAAAAAAAUGUGAAUGGAUUCAAUAAAAUAAAAGUUGUAUCAACUCAAAUUUUUGCACUUCACAAAGUAACGAAAAUUGUAUGAACGUUAAACAAAAUGGGAAAUAAUGUGCUUUAAUAGGGAGAGAUGGAGAGGACUAAUUUUGUUCAGAUAUUGGAUGCAGAUAUCUCUUAAUAGAGUAUUCUCUAUGUAAUGGAGCUGAAAUAGGUGAUGAAGUAUGUGUUCCAUUAUCAGAUUCAAGUUGUGUAAGUUGCCAAGAAAUUAACGAUCCUUGUAUUUGUUUAGCACAUUAAGAUUCUUGUGAAUAUGAUAGAUUUCAUAAUAUUUGUAAGUCUAUUUAAUGCGAAAGUUUUAAUAAAGAAACUUGUCCCUUUUCUAGAUGUUAAUUUAAUUAAUAGAAUUAGGUAUUUUAUUGACUUUAUUUCCUAGAUAUGUAUUCCAUUUUGUUAAAAUAAUUAUAAUCGUAAGCAAUGUCACAAUUAUUUAUUUAGCUGUAUCUGGGAUACGGAGAAGUAGAUAUGUACUUAAUAAAACAAAACCAAUGUUUAAGGAGAGUCUCCAAUAAAUAUUAUUAUCACUAAUAUCUAUGGAUUAGUCUUACGAAUAAUAAUACCAAUUCUUAUAAUUGAGUUUUGA